AUGGCUGACGAGGCAGACCGGCCUCUGCUAGCCACGCAGAUUGGCUCCGAAAGAGCCUCCGACGACCAGCUCAGGCCGUCAAAUCAAUUAUCAACAGACUCCUCCAAUAUUUUACAAGAUGAAGAUGACAUGACGGUGUAUAGCAGCGAGCAGAGACUAUCGCGACCUUCUUCUGGCGGGGCUCAGGGUAAUAAUACAUCCCAAGUCGCAGCUUCUGAAGGCGCUAGCCGACCUCUGCUGGAUGGACCGUCUAGCCCCCCUGAAUGGCCCACCGUGAGAACAUCUCUCGACGAGCCUAGGCCAUCAUAUGAAUUGUCAUCGGAAUCAACACCAUUAUUACACCGCCGUGAAGAUGAACUGAUCUACGGGACCCGACAAGGAUUGUCGCGAUCCUCUUCAUUCGCAUCACAGAACCCGCCCGAGGAUGCUGCAAUCAAGAGGCGGAGCCACGUACCGUGGCCGACGGUCAUCUCUCUCGCUCUUUUAACGCUCAGUGUUUUGACGAUACUUGUACUCGCCUUUGCUGCUCCGGCGGCGGUCAAAGAAUAUGCACAACAAGCUGCUAUCUUUAAACCGACGGCAGUAUCGAUUGAUUCUACGACAUCCGAGGGCGUUCGAGCCCGGGUUCAGGGCGACUUCGUGAUGGAUUCAGGUCGUGUGAAGACUAAAUCCGUUCGAGGUAUUGGUCGGUUGGCGACAUGGAUUGCCAGGGAAGUGGAGACGGGGCCAUCGAAUGUUGAAGUUUAUCUCCCAGAAUAUGGGAAUGUGCUUGUCGGAAUCGCAUCAUUGCCAUCUAUCAAAGUGAACAUUCGUAACGGUCACCAUACCCAUGUCGACUUCCUCACUGAUCUAGAGGCUGGUGACAUUCGAGGAAUCCACGCGAUAGCUAUUGAUUGGAUCGAGGGAAGACUAGGCCGCCUUAGUGUGAAGGGCAAGGCAACGAUGCAUCUCAAGUCAGGAUUGAUCACUUUAGGAACUCAGAUUUUGACGGAUUACAUUAUCAUUGAAGAACAUGACUUCCCUACUCUGCCAAAAAUUGAUAUCCUCAAGCUGAAUGUGCAUGAUGCAGACAGUGGUGCCAUGGCAGUAGAUGUCUUACUUUCGUCUGUGAUUGAUUCUCCCUUCGCUCUCACAGUUCCUGCCCUUGGAUUUGACAUUCUGGUGCCCAAUUGUUCGCCAGGAGAUCCUUAUAUUCUGGUGGCCGAUGCAAAGACAAGCGCAGUGGACGUUCACCCUGGCCAGGCAACUGCAGUCGGUGUUGAUGGUCUUAUCCAACAGCUACCCGGUGAAUUGACUUCUACCUGCCCAGGACAGGAUGGCUCUCCUCUAGAUCUUUUGGUUUCGAGCUUCAUGCAAGGUCUUGAAACGACUAUUUUUGUUCGUGGAUCUGAUGCACCAUCGCCCAAUACCCCGGCAUGGAUUGUUGAUUUGUUGCGCAGCGUGACUGUGCCUCUUCCAUUCACGGGACAUGCGUUGGGCAACCUCAUGAAGAACUUCACAAUGUCCGAUACUCAUUUUUCCCUUCCUAACCCUUUCGCGGAGCCAGAUUCUCCAGAAUCACAACCCACAGUGUCUGCUCUAGUGAAGGUCCUCAUUGCUUUGCCAGAGGAGAUGAAUUUUCAAGUAGAAGUCCCGCAAGUCCGUGCCCUUGCAGAUGUCUACUACAAGGAAGAGAAGUUUGGUGUGUUGAACAUCAGCCACUGGCAAGAUGCCAACUCCACAAUGGUGGAUGAUGAAGAUGGAUCAUCUGCACUCCUUGUUGAGUUUGCCAUAAAAGACGCACCAUUGCAAGUCACAGAUGACGGUCUUUUGGCAGAGGUCAUUCAAGCAAUGCUUUUCGGUAGCGAAACAGUCAUACUGCGGGUUGCUGCCACUGUAGACACAAAGGUCUCGACUGGUUUGGGCCGCUUCGCGGUACGAGGAAUUCCUGCGGAAGGGAAGGUACCCGUGAAGACUUCUCUCGGCAACUCACUUGACCAAAUCAAUCCACGCGUCGUCUCACUACAGAUUAAGAACACGACUGAAUCUUCGAUGUUAGUGUCUACACAAGCAAACUUUACCAAUCCAACGAAUUACUCGGCCACAGUCCCCUUGAUUGACCUUCUCAUACUCUACAAUGACACUUCUGUGGCCCACAUCACCGCUCAGAAUAUUUCUAUUCGGCCCGGCAACAACAGUUACGUGCCCAUCGACUUCUUUUGGUGCCCGUUGGACGCAGACGGAGUAGAUGGCGUCGAGGCAGGACGGGCGUUGCUUUCAUCCUAUAUAUCAGGUCAGUUCCUCCUCGAUGGAUCCAAUACAACAAUCACUAUCAAAAGCCACCGAAACACGAUUCCAUAUCUACCACACCUAGGCGAAGCAUUAUCAGUUCUAAACAUCACUGUUCCUGUCCCUCGCAUAUCAAUUCCGGGCUCACCAGACAACAAUGAUGAGGACAAAAAGCCUCAUUUUAUACAGGAUGCAACGUUCUACCUUUGGUCGUCCACAGCAGAAUUCACCCUCUCAUCCCCCCUUACCGAAAACAGUAUUUUGAUCACCUCAAUCGACGCAACGGCUUACUAUGAGAAAAAUGAGCCAAUUGGCCGAAUCAAUAACCGUAAACCCUUUGAAGUGCCGCCUGGUGUAUCCAAGAGCCCACGCCUGCCAGUCGAUCUGGACAUGGGCGGGGUUGGGUACGACGCCUUGCGGAAGGCACUCGGUCAGUCGUUGGAGAUGGAUGCUGCCGCUAAGGUCGGAGUGUUGAUAGGGAACUAUAUGGAUGUCAUUCUCUACCAUGGGAAGGGUAUUGCGGCUAAAGUAAGAAUCUAG
This is a messenger RNA of Penicillium coprophilum, 2808 nucleotides long. RefSeq lists its product as uncharacterized. Gene Ontology annotation, cellular component: fungal-type vacuole membrane. Bases 1 to 2808 code for a protein of 935 amino acids. The record is from RefSeq and is a predicted model, not a curated record. NCBI's taxonomy places the organism in Eukaryota, Fungi, Ascomycota, Eurotiomycetes, Eurotiales, Aspergillaceae. The transcript has 5 exons.